Messenger RNA from Acanthochromis polyacanthus (spiny chromis), 1008 nucleotides. RefSeq names its product B2 bradykinin receptor-like. The transcript is spliced from 2 exons. NCBI's taxonomy places the organism in Eukaryota, Metazoa, Chordata, Actinopteri, Pomacentridae. Gene Ontology annotation, cellular component: membrane. The coding region runs from base 1 to 1008 and encodes 335 amino acids. Gene Ontology annotation, molecular function: bradykinin receptor activity. The record is from RefSeq and is a predicted model, not a curated record. Gene Ontology annotation, biological process: G protein-coupled receptor signaling pathway; neutrophil chemotaxis; immune response.
AUGACUCUCUUGUCAAGCAGCACUGCAAACUUCAGCCGUCAAGCUGUGAAUGAAACUGAAAACAGCACAGAUGACACUUGGUGCCUUUACGAUCCAGUCGACUGGAUCUUCACUGGGAUUCCAGUGUACAUCCUGAUCAUCAGUGUGCUGGGAAUCCUCUUGAAUGUGUUUGUGUUGGUGGUUUUCUGGCUCCAUAAGAAGGCCUGUACCGUGGCUGAGAUCUACCUGAGCAACCUGGCUGCUGCAGACCUCUUUCUGAUGUCUCCUUUUCCCGUCCUUGCUGUGAUUGCAGGGACAAAAUAUGACUUGCACCUUAGUGAAACUGUGUGUAAAAUGGUCCCCUUCUCCGUCAACAUUAAUGCUUACUGCAGCAUCAUCAUCCUUGCUCUGGUGAGCACUGACAGAUAUUUGGCACUGGUUCACCCACUGACCGAUGGAAGAAUGCGGAGGCCUUUUUAUGCCAAAGUGGCAUGUGUGCUGGUGUGGGGUGUAUGCUUUCUCUUGAAUGUUCCCACAGCCAUGUACAGGAAAGCUGUGGAUGACCCUGAGAGAAACUUCACCACAUGUAAUUUAAAUUUUCCAAGUCCUUCUAUGUAUGUAGUCUUUCAAGGGAUCCGUGUAUUCAUCUUCUUCAUCCCUACUUUUAUUAUUUCCUUCUGCACCCUCAAAAUUAUUCACACUCUGAAUGGGACGUUGAAGAAGGAGUUAAAUGCUCAGAAAAAGGAGCAGAAGGCCACCACUCUGGUCCUGGUGGUCCUCUUGGCGUUCCUCAUAUGCUGGGUGCCAACUUAUGUGGUUAGCAUACUAUACCUGCUCAGUGGAGUUAACAUUGUGAAUGGGUGCCACUUUUUCAAUAAUCUUAAAAAGUGCCAAGUCACCUUCACCAGUUUAGCCUUAUCCAACAGUGUUCUCAACCCCAUUCUCUACGUCAUUGUAGGCACAAACUUCCAGACAAAAGUUAAGGAAUUAUUCAUGCAGAUGAGAACAAACCUGUCAAGCCGUCCUUAA